GAUGGCGGUGGGCGGCGGCGCCCGGCCGGGCCGGCGGUGGCUGCCGUGCGUGUCGCUGUGCGCGGCGCUGCUUUUGCUGCUCUCGCGGGCGGCGUGGGGCUUGACCGAGGGCCUGUACUGCGGGCGCCGCGUCUGCUACGAUGUGCUGGGCGUCAGCCGGCAGGCUAGCAAGGCGGAGAUCGCCCGCGCCUACCGGCAGCUGGCCCGCAAGUACCACCCCGACCGUUACCGCGGGGAGCCGGCCUCGCCGGGCGGCGGCCCUCAGGCGGCGCACGAGAAGUUCCUCCUCAUCGCCACCGCCUACGAGACCCUCAAGGAUGAAGAGACUCGCAAGGAUUACGACUACAUGCUAGAUCACCCUGAAGAGUAUUACAGGCAUUACUAUCACUACUACAGCAGGAGACUGGCACCUAAAGUGGAUGUCAGAAUCGUGAUUCUAGUUACAGUAUGUGCCAUCUCAGUGUUUCAGUUCUUCAGCUGGUGGAGUAGUUACAAUGAAGCUAUCAACUACCUAGCUACAGUGCCAAAAUACCGUAUACAAGCUACUGAGAUUGCCAGGCAGCAAGGUUUACUCAACAAGACUAAAGAAAAAGGCAAGAACAGGCGGUCUAAAGAAGAAAUUCGUGAAGAGGAGGAGGAAAUCAUCAAAGACAUUAUUAAAAAUAAAAUAGAUAUAAAAGGCGGUUAUCAGAAGCCCAAGAUCUAUGAUAUACUUCUGUUUCAGAUCCUUCUGUUUCCUUUUUACCUGUGCAAAUACAUAGCUUGGUCCUGUUGGUGGAUUUAUUGUUUCCGUAUUAAAGGGCAAGAGUAUGGUGAAGAAGAGAAGCUGUAUAUCAUACGAAGGUACAUGAAGAUGUCUCAGUCUCAGUUUGACAGCCUGGAAGAUCAUCAGAAAGAGACCUUCCUUGAACGGCAGCUGUGGGUACGAGAGAACUACGAGGUCUAUAAACGAGAGCAAGAGGAGGAGUUGAAGAAGAAGAUGGCUAUGGAUCCUCGAUGGAAGAGAUACCGGCGGUGGAUGAAGAACGAAGGGCCUGGAAGACUGACUUUUAUCGACGACUGAAAGUUGCUGAACCAAAUCUGUGCUGAUGUUGAAAGUCAUUUGCAGAACUUUUCACUACAGAACUUUUCACUACAUCAUUUGGAGUUUUGUCUGCUGUGUCUCAGCAGUGAUCAAAACCUCAGGAAUUAUUAAAUCAGGCUGAAAAAUAAUACAGGUUUACCAUUUUUAUAAGUCAGACCUAUUAAACUGGCUCAGCUCCAUGUGUGUAUGCCAUUUACUUGGGGAUCUCAGUAUGGAAUUCAUAAUUCCAAUGUAUUUUCUCUACAUAUUUUAUGUUCAUGAUCAGUGGAACUCUUAAAUCUUUUAUGAAAAUGUUUCUAGAUCAGUCCUUGAAAGUUCUGGUUUUCCAUUAUUAAACUGAAGUGUUCCUGCAACUGGACACUGGAAAUGCUUAUAAAAGAUUAUGAAGGAAGAGCCAUGUUCUGUUUCCUUCUCUCUUUCCUUUUGUUUUUCAAUCUAAUUAUU
This is a messenger RNA of Dryobates pubescens (Downy woodpecker), 1528 nucleotides long. It is a transcript of the gene DNAJC25, whose product is annotated as DnaJ heat shock protein family (Hsp40) member C25. NCBI's taxonomy places the organism in Eukaryota, Metazoa, Chordata, Aves, Piciformes, Picidae. Gene Ontology annotation, cellular component: endoplasmic reticulum membrane. The transcript has 4 exons. The coding region runs from base 2 to 1063 and encodes 353 amino acids. Gene Ontology annotation, biological process: protein folding. The record is from RefSeq and is a predicted model, not a curated record.